Fonsecaea pedrosoi CBS 271.37 is the source of this 1413-nucleotide messenger RNA. RefSeq lists its product as uncharacterized. NCBI's taxonomy places the organism in Eukaryota, Fungi, Ascomycota, Eurotiomycetes, Chaetothyriales, Herpotrichiellaceae. The record is from RefSeq and is a predicted model, not a curated record. The transcript has 2 exons. Bases 1 to 1413 code for a protein of 470 amino acids.
AUGGAACCUGGUCGUCAAUCAAACGUGCUGCAGUGGCAGUAUGACAGGACGACAGAUCCACGUUCAGGUCCAAGUCACCUCAUGUUUAGUUACUACAACGGCGGAAACAGUCUGAGAGACAGUCACGGUGAAGAAAACUAUGAUCACACCAGCUAUCUUGUAGGCUAUGGCGGCCGACAAGGUGGAUAUGUCCUACCCUCGCAUGGUACUCAAGCUGCCCAGUAUCCCGACCAAAGAAUGUGCUUCCAAGAAGGAUAUCACUUCGACCAGAGCUAUAUGUCCACAAGGUCACGAUUUACGGGUCAAUCGCAGUAUAGCAAUCGUGCUCAAGUCGAAUUUCCAGCUAGCUUCUCGUCUCAUAUCCGAACGAGCGAUUUAGGAGGACCACUGAUUAAGCCAUAUCAGGGUGCGACUCAUGAGCACAAAAGACCAGCAUCACCACCAAUCCCGGACGGACUGAAUCAAGACCUCCCAAUGCUCUCUCAGUGGAAUACUCAUGAGGAAUCGCGUGGCAAUCUACCUCACGGAUAUGGCAUGCAUUCGAAAGAUAGUGUGCAAGCCCUCGGCUUCUCUGAUGGUCUAGGUCUUGAGGCUGCAAAGCAGUUCUCGCCAGUCCAACGAAGAAUACAAGCUUUCGGCGCAACAAUGGAUGAGAAUGACUGGAUGGAAGCGCACCAACCAGUCAUUGUCUCGAAAUAUUUCCGCAAUAACAAGGAUCUCACCUUCUUCAGACCAGUGCGCGAAACCAGACACUGGCACUAUGUCAAGGACGAUCCGGCGUUUGCAGAUAUCGCUACUGAUGGGGAGAUAGUAGCAUUUGAAGAACUUGAUCAACGUAAAAACGCCAUUGUCUCAAGCCACAACAUUGCUGGAGCUUACCGCCGCCCCUCGAUCACGGUAACAGCCAACGUUCACCAGCGCAUUCAGACAUUUCCAGAACAGCAAGCGAUGGAGACAGGCCUAUCCAUCGAGCAGGAAGAACGUCUUGCAGCUCUUGGAGUAACCGGAGUUCCCAAACCAGUUCGGUUUGCCAUUCCCAAGCAAGAAGAGCAGCGGACAAGAUCGAGGUCACCCGAAAUGAUGAUAGGACAGCGGAACGAAGGUAAGAGCUACCGCCAGCGACAUUACAGUCAUGGGGGUCAAGCAGUGCAGGCACAAAAUUGGCGGCAUGACCAAGACCCAAGACAUCGAGACUCUCAAAGUGCUGGACAAAUGAUAAGCAGAGAGAGUGAGGGAACCGGUAGGAUGGGACUCGGGCACGGUCAGGACAACCAGCGUCGAGGCAGAGCAGGCAAAACUGAAGGAAAGAGCAGGCAGCAGCACGCCAGCAAACCAUGUGGGAAAUUCGAUAAGCAUCUGCAUCAGCACACUCCACGUCCUCACCCACCAAAUGCUACAGAAGGGGAAAUCUAG